ACUGGAAGGAGAGUAGGGGGGAGGUUUGGGAGAGCGUCGCUGAUCAUUGCCCUUGCGUCCUACUAUCAUCGUCGGUGACCACCACAAUCAUCGCCACAACUGGGCUGACCUCCCUGACGAGGCUGACCCGACGCUCGCUCGCCUCGGAUUGCCAUCGUGCUUUGACACAACCUCUGAAAGGGAUUACUACAAAUCUCUCACGUCUUGCUCUGCACAUCGUCGUGUAGUCUCGCAUCGUUCCAGCUGCCACUUGCGUGCCUCCAAGCUCCCCCCCCACCAGUCGCAUUGGCAAGCGCUUCCUCCGCAUUGUGGGUUUGAAUCACCCCAUCUGCAGCUAGAGCUUCGAGCGUGUGUGCCUGCGUACGUGUGUGUUAGUAUCCCAAACGCGACGUCUGACUGGUUUCUUGGUCUCGGCAAUCCGUUUCGUAUGAUUUCAUGAGUUGGGUGCAAGGCUCGUGUUGAAGAAGGAUCGGGGAGGGGACGUUACAGUGGCCUGCAAACGAGUUGGGUGCUGAAGGGUCGUCAUUGGCGGUGGAAGAGGUGUUUUCUUUUUACAAUUCUAGGGGCCAAAGUGGCACAGAAACUGUAUAUCCCGGACGUGGAGUGGGAAGCAGCUCUGUUGUGAGAUUAUUUACAGAUCUCCGAAUUUCCAGAAAAUUAGACACGCUCAAAUGUCGCGCCUCGAAGUCAUUCUGCUGGUGUGCGGAGUGUUUCUGCUCCAGUGGCAAGCAUCAACGGCAUGGGAUCUGGAGCCACCGGCUGGAUUCAGCAAGUCACUUACUGUGACAAUCAGCCAAGGCAAGCAGAUGUAUACUUGCGACUCGGGUGUUUGGGUAAGGUCAGGAUCAUCGGCAAACCUGGUAAAUAGCAAUCCUCAAAACGGCGCACCUGCAAAGGCCGGUAAAUUCAGGUCUAAACAGGACCCAACCUCCAAACGCUCCAUCAUGAAGUGGACCCUCGUCAAUUCUCCAGGCGACGCGACGGAAGCAGGAGACAACACAAGCAGCAUUACAGGGGUGGAAAAAUACACGGAGAAAUCCUAUGGUGACUCAAUUCCUGCAGUACUAUUCGAGGUCACGUCUCGCAAAGGUUCUGGUACGGCCGCCUUGUUCACGUACGUAGUGAUGAAUCAAACCAUGGGGGGACAAGCUCCCGAUUCUUCCUUGUGCACUCAAGACGACAUUUCUGUUGAUGUGCCCUUUUAUGGGUACUUCGAAUUCUACAGCCAAGACUUUCAGCCUCCAUCUUACGUCCCUGCCGAACUGAAGCCGCCUGCUCGGGUGGUGCAAGGGUUCUUCGUGAAAGGAAAGAUAGUUUACAGAUUCGACGGCGCGAAAUGGCACUCAUAUGGGAUCAUUGCCACUAUUUCCAAUGUCGCCGGGGGAGACGUGAUUGGGAAGUUCGGGACUAUCAGGAAACCUGACCAAUACGGCGGUAAUUUGCGCUGGGUCUUCAACGAUCCCAACGGCUUCACACUUACUGGCACGGUUUCUGCAAGUGCAAUGGUGUCGGAAAACGGUGCUCCUUGGCAACUGUAUGAAAUCACCUCCAGUUCAGGCACAAUGCCCCCAGUUGGACCUUUCAAGUAUGUCCAAUUGACUUCAACAAGAGGAGGACUCGAACCUCAAAUCGAUGGCGGAGCAACAGAGGGUCUGCUUUGGAGGACCAACUUUACAGGGCUUUUCUGGUUGUACACACCUAACUAGUGCAUCAUAAAAGAGAUUGGAUUUUACUGAAUAAAUUGCUACUGAACAGAGGUCAGCUGGAUACAUAAGUGUAUAAUGCGGAGCCAUGCCAGUCCUCAGCGCAAAAUUAUUUUCUUCUUAUAUUUGCUGCAUUCUCUGUACUAGCAAGGGUGUGUGGGACUUGUUAUACCACAAUUUCCAAGAGUGUAAAUGAAGACGCAAGCUGCAAUAAUACUUUUACCUCAGUUGAUUAAUAUUCAGAAUUUUCAGAAUAAAUAAUUUCUUCCUA
Physcomitrium patens is the source of this 1974-nucleotide messenger RNA. RefSeq lists its product as uncharacterized. NCBI's taxonomy places the organism in Eukaryota, Viridiplantae, Streptophyta, Bryopsida, Funariales, Funariaceae. The record is from RefSeq and is a predicted model, not a curated record.